Maylandia zebra (zebra mbuna) is the source of this 2293-nucleotide messenger RNA. RefSeq names its product growth hormone releasing hormone receptor b (gene ghrhrb). Gene Ontology annotation, cellular component: plasma membrane. Gene Ontology annotation, molecular function: peptide hormone binding; G protein-coupled peptide receptor activity; vasoactive intestinal polypeptide receptor activity. Gene Ontology annotation, biological process: adenylate cyclase-modulating G protein-coupled receptor signaling pathway; cell surface receptor signaling pathway. The record is from RefSeq and is a predicted model, not a curated record. Lineage: Eukaryota; Metazoa; Chordata; Actinopteri; Cichliformes; Cichlidae.
CUCUGUCCAGCACCGGCUCCUCUCUGCGUGUAAAUGCGCACUGUCUCACUCACCGGACACUGGAGAGAGACCGGGCGGCAUUAAUACCGGCGAACUGUCAGCCGGCUGCUCAGUUCAUUGGGUGUUGACAGUCGUGGAAAUUUAAGGAGGAAAUAGUUUGUUGUAAUCUGUUUUUUCUACUUUUCUACAUGCACUUUGCAAAGCGAGCAUAGAUGUCAUCGCAGAGCAUGCUUAUCACUGGAAGCUCACGAUUGAAAUGGACGGACGCAUUUCUUUACUUGGGUCUGUUCAUGCAGUCGGCGGUUUGGGAAACGACAGAGGCCAUCCACCCAGAUUGCGCUCUGGUUGUUCAGCACAUGAAGGCUGAGGAAGAAUGUUAUCAGAUCCUCAAGCAGGAGGAGAACAACCACUCUGCUAAGACAGGCUGUCCAACAGUUUGGGACAACCUUCAGUGCUGGUAUCAUGCUGAGGUGGGACAGGUGGUCAAUAUCUCGUGCGCCUCUGGCAUCUGGCAGCUGUUGCCUAAUAACCAAGGUUAUAUCUAUAGGAACUGCACUGAGAAAGGAUGGUCGGACUUCUACCCAUCCUAUGAAGAGGCCUGUAAGAUUCCAGAGGAUGAAGAAAUCGAACCAGAGACAACGUAUUUCUCCAACUUCAAACAGGUGUACACUGCUGGCUACGCUACCUCCCUCAUCUCUCUUAUAUCAGCUAUUUUUGUCUUCACUGUCUUCAGGAAAUUUCACUGCACCAGGAACUACAUCCACAUGAACUUGUUCUUCUCAUUCAUCCUGAGAGCGAGUGCUGUCUUUAUCAAAGACGCUAUCCUUUUUUCUGAUGAAAACAUGGACCACUGCUUUAUGUCUACAACAUCCUGUAAAUCAGCCGUGGCCUUCUUCCAGUUCAGUAUCCUGGCUAACUACUUCUGGCUCCUGGUGGAGGGCAUGUACCUGCAGACACUGCUCACUCUCACAUUUGUCUUCCAGAAGAAAUACUUCUGGUGGUACAUACUUAUUGGCUGGGGUCUCCCGACAGUAAUCAUAACAGCUUGGAUUCUAACUCGAAACUUCUACGACAACAGGGGGUGCUGGGAUGACACAGAUGUGGCCUUUAUCUGGUGGAUCAUAAAAGCUCCAAUAACGGCAUCACUACUGGUGAACUUCAUGAUCUUCAUCAACGUAAUCCGUAUUCUGGUCCAGAAGCUUAGGUCUCCUGGUGUUGGUGGCAAUGAUACCAGUCACUUCAAGAGGCUGGCGAAGUCCACGCUGCUGCUCAUCCCACUGUUCGGGAUGCAUUACAUGGUGUUUGCCUUCCUGCCAGAAAACACAGGGACAGAGGCACGCAUCUUCAUAGAGCUCGGUGUGGGUUCCUUCCAGGGCUUUGUGGUGGCACUGCUCUACUGUUUCUUGAAUGGUGAGGUGCAGGCUGAGCUCAAGAAGAGGUUUUGGAAGUGGCAGACUCAGAGUUACCUGAGCUACAGUAAACGACGGCGCACCCUGUUCACUGAAAGCAGCACAAUCACUCAGAUAUCUGUCCUGGACAAAUCUAGCCCAAAAGAUAAGCCAGGCUCUGAGACACACGCCCUCACCAAUACCGUCACACACAGCAACGUCUCGGCUGUGUGAAAAACAGCCGACAGCACGUAGUUGUCCUUUUCUACACCUGCCUGGUUAGCAGAGACUAAAUCACAGAGCCUGAUUGUUGAACGUUUAAGGUACCUCCUAAUUUGUAUGCUACAUUUUUUUUUAGAAGUGUGGGACUUGUAGGCUUACCGUACACUAAGUCUAAUUUGAGUUCAGCUCAUUAAUUCAUAACAUCCUAUACAUCAUUUCACAUUAAACCUUUCUCCAUGAUGACACUAGAUAUCAUGUUGGCAGAACAAGAGGUCAUUUGUUUUUUGUUUUUUUCAGAUUUUGUUUUUAUGCUCCGGGGCCCCUCCUCCACAUCUUACUCACAACCACCAAAUUUUUUUCUUGCCUUGUUUAUCACAAAACCAUGUCUUGAACUGCUCAGUUUUGUGGGUGACUGUUUUAGUAUUUAGCUUUCAUUCUCAUUAUUUUCUUCCAACCUGCUCUUAAAAGGAAAUGGGCAAAAAUAAAUAAAUACAUAUGUAUUCAUUGUUGUCUCAAGCAGGCACCAGACAGACAGUUUUAAAUGUAUAAUUACAGGCGAAUCAAUUUUAAACCUUUCUGAAAAUUGUAUCACUCCUUUUUGCUUAGUUGUUAGUGGUUGUCCAGUAUUGAUAAAUCUAUUUAUUGAUUAGAAAACAUGAAUUAAACUGAUCCUGUUACGCUCA